Messenger RNA from Mycena citricolor, 5185 nucleotides. Lineage: Eukaryota; Fungi; Basidiomycota; Agaricomycetes; Agaricales; Mycenaceae. The record is from the annotation of a GenBank genome assembly.
CGCGUUUGGAACUACAUAACCCAGUCAGUGCAUGCAUUGAGCUGUCGGAUCCGUCGAGAUCUCCAGACGGAAAUUGUGCACCCCGACUUUCAAAUCUGCUUUGCCCAACGCGGUUAGUCGACGCGCUCGCAUGUCCGGAGCCCGAGUCCUCCGAGCUCCAUCCGGUGUAGAGACAUGGGAAUGGACGGGGUUUAUAUUUGACGGAGAAUGCAAUGAUUCCGGGCAUGCAGCGGAUGCUGCCACCGUGGACUUGACGACUAGUGCUGAGCGCUACCUCCGAUCCGUGCGCGACACACGGCGAAAAGAUGAAUCGCCUACUAGCUAGGUCGCUCGUGUGCUACUCGGCGGCGCUGUCUCGAAUGCAGUAGCAAGCGAUCCUGAUAGCUGGUUAGCUGACAGAGGCACAAAAUGGAGCCUAGUUGGAGGCCUUAUAUAUAAUAACACGCUCCAGGCCCCUCGUAGCACCAACCCCAUCCACCCACCCAUGGCUGCUGCUGCAUCGAACCGAGACACAAACCCGGACUCGAACGGCACAGUCUCGGCGCUCCUCUCCCUCAUCGCCGCGUCCGCGCACACGCUCGAGGCCGGCUACCGCACGCACCCCGCCUUCGGAGGCUGCGUGCCCUCCCUCGACGACCCGACCCCGCCGCGGACUUCGGACGUGGAUGCAGCGGGGCAGUGCUUCUCCCCCGCGAUGACGGCCGCGGUGCAGGCUCUCGAGGGCGCGUGUGCGCAGCUGUGCGCGACACUGGCGCGGCCGAACCAUACCCUGCUCAACCAAUUCUUUCUGACGGCGCUGGAACCGAGCUGUCUGCGCGUCGCGCUUGUCUUCAAGAUCCCCGAUAUCCUACGCGACGCGGGUCCGCGUGGGAUGCACGUCACUCAGAUUGGCCAGAGGUGCGGCGCAGAUCCGUCCAAGCUCGGGCGUGCGCUGCGCCUCCUCGCAGCCAAGCACUGUUUUCGUGAAGGUCGGUCUGUGUCCUCGCUGUCAACCUCUCUACCCUGGCUGAACGAAGGGGGAUACGAAACAGUGGAGCGGGACGUGUUCGCCAAUAACCGGCUCAGCGUGCGAUUGCUCGAGUCAGAUCCGAUGCACUGUCUCGGCAUCCACAUGACUGGGGACACGACACGCGCCGCGGCCGAGCUCGCGGACACCAUGGCUGACCCCGCAUGCGCCCACUCCGAGCUCGCGGUCCACUCAGCCUGGAACCGAGCGACGGGCCAGCCGCUGCCCAUGUUCGACUAUUGGGCGCAGACACCUGGCAUGCAAGACCACGGCGAGAGAUUCGGCAUCGGCAUGCUGGGAUGGGGAACCACGGUCGAGGCAGCGACAGUCGUCUCCGCAUACCCCUGGCUGGCCUGCGCCCCAAACCCCACGGUGUGCGAUCUCGGCGGAGGCGUAGGCGCGAUGUCGAUCCUCCUCGCCCGGGCGUAUCCGAAGCUGCGCAUCAUGCUGCAGGACUUGCCCGACCGGAUGGUGCAGGCACGGGACGUCGUCUGGCCCUCCGAGUGCCCCGAGGCGCUGGAGCAGGGGCGCGUCGAGUUUCGCGCGGUUGAUUUCCUGGUCGAGCCGCCUGUUCCGGGCUGCGAUGUGUAUUAUAUGAAGAACAUCUUACACGCGUUCUCGACAGCCCAUUGCUUAAUUAUCCUCCAAGGGAUCAAGAAAGUCAUGAAGCCCGGCAGCCGUGUUCUCAUCCACGAAUACAUCCUCCAAACAGGCUCCACGAAAUCCAGUGCGAACACUACGCAAGGUAACGAGCUGACGCGAGCCCCAGAACCCCUUCUGCCGAACUACGGACAAGGCCGCAUCCGGCAGUAUUACCUCGACGUCAGCCUCAUGGUUCUCCUCAAUGGCAAGGAGCGCACCCUCGACGACUACGUGCAGCUCGGCGCGCAGGCGGGGCUGCGGUUUAGCAGGGUGUGGGAGUUUGGCGAUUUGAGCGGCGUGGAGUUGACUUUGUGAGAUGGUCAAAUGUGAUACUGGCGAUCUGUAGAGUAGGAAGGGGCGCGUCUAAUUUAUGAUAAAUGUUUCGUAUUUGUCCAGAGUAAGUACUUGGGCCAGAAAAUUUUUGAACGGUAAGUAUAUCUCACCGUUCGAGCCAUGGGAAUUUGCAACGCUACCCCAAGACAACUGCAUUGUUUGUGGCGACCCUCACUGGUUGGCCAUGUAAAUUUACGGCCGACCUGUCGAUUGGCAACUCAGUCAGCACAUCGAACAGCGUGAUUUUCCUAUUGAUAGGUCACAGGAGUGAUCGAUUAUACACCGUUAGGUCGCAUAAAAGUUGAUAUUGAUGUUCUCACUACGGUAGAAAUGUUUUGCAGUUGAGAUGAUAAAGGACAGCAAAAAACGCGCCAUUGAUGCGAACGAUGUCGAAACAUGCCCGCCACCGCCUCCGCGAUCAUGAGGUCGUACUGUAUGUCAUUUCCAGUUUGAGAGUGAUUCCAAAUCUGUCAUGUCAUCGCUUUUCCGUCAUCAUAAUUUCCAAAAAAGGCAACGAUUGUCAAUCCCGCUCUAGUCUUGCUUGGACCCCAUCAGUUUGAAUUUAUUAUCGCGAGGUGCAACUGAAUGGAGCCCGUGGGUGCGCGUGUGCAAGUCGCUUUGGAUCUGCUCUGCAUUGGUGCAUAGAGCUCCCGCCUAUCGACAUGCAAGAAGCAUCCGGGUCACCGCUUCGGUUGACAAGACUCUGGAACUCUGCGCUCCGCGGGCAGAGUUGCUUAACUGAUACUGCACGAGCACGACACCAUCGAUUGGGCUGUCAGAAUUCGUAGUCGCGAUUUGGUCAUCGUGCCAACCUUUACUCAUCGCCUGGAACCCUGUCCUCCAUAUAAGUAAGGUCGACGAACGGCUGUCCAGAUCCUCACCGAGCCCCGCUAACCAGCAUCCAGACCAGUCAAACAACCAACAAACCAACCAAUCUUCAUCCAUCCAAUGUCUACGGAAUUCCUCAGCGCAAUCGCCCUCCGCCGGACCAACUACGCGCUGACUGCGAAGUCGUCCAUCCCCGACGCGAAGCUCGAGGAGAUCAUCAAGCAGCUCGUGCUCAACACCCCGUCCGCCUUCAACUCCCAGUCGGGGCGCGUCUCCAUCGUCCUCGGCGAGCAGAACAAGAAGCUGUGGGCGCUCGUGCGCGAGGCCGCUGUCGCGGGCCUAGAAGGUGCGUGUCGCAACGGCAGCGGCGUUAGUGGUGAUGUUCAUCGAUCGCAGGAGAACAGAAGGACGGGGUCAACAAGCGUAUCGACGGGCUGAGUGGCGGAUACGGAUCGAUCUUGUUCUGGGAGGACCAGGCCGUCGUCGAGGGCUUCGCGGCCAAAGUCCCACCGUAAGCCGAUUCCAUCCAACCUGGUUGACCCAUGCGUGUGCUGACGCACGCUCCCUCGCCUAGAUACGCGUCGCAGUUCCCGCACUGGAGCGACAACUCGACCGGCAUGCUCCAGCAUGGGGUGUGGGUCGCACUCGCGCUCGAAGGGUUGGGCGCUAGCCUGCAGCACAACGGCGCGGACCCCGCGCUCGCGGCGAAGAUCCAGGCCGCGUUCGGGCUGCCCACGACGUGGCGGUCGACCGCGAUCAUGCCCUUCGGCGUCGUUGCGGCCCCGCCUUCGGAGAAGAGCUUCAGCCCGAUCGAGCCCCGCGUCCAGGUGUUCAACUAAGUGGUCGGUGUAGAGACGGUGUUCUUGUGAGGGUCGAAUUUGUAAUGCAUAUGUUUUUGGAUCUACUCCAUCGCGAGAUCUGUGUCGGAGACUGGUUUGCUGUUGCAAGUACUCGUAGAUGCGUCAAGCAGACAUGCAGUUAUCACUGAUGGAUGCACAGCCUUCACGCAUUGAUGCUUGAGUGCCUAGACCCUGAUUCUGCCGCAGAGCCACUCUCUCUUUUCCGUGCAGAUAAUGCACAACUCCUUGCGGAAGAGUUCCGAUAUGCUGUCCAUUUACUGUGUGCCACUUGUGUGCCACUGUACCUAGUCGACAGUGGCGUACUUUGCCCUAUGUACCACAGAGUACUGACAUCGGCCCGUAACUAUGGCUCGCCCGUGCCUUGGCCGUGGGAGCGUAACUUCAGGCUCCUUCCGACCUCCGCACGUCCCUACGGGUCUAUGAAUCACCCACGUAUCGAUUAUUUUGUCACCCACCCAUCCAAUUUAAUUGAGCACGCGCGGUGGGCGGAUCGAGGCGGAAGUAACAAAAUUGACAGUCACCGCGGCGGACGUCGCCUUGGUGACGGCACCGGGACCACAUCUCAUCGCUGGGCUUGGGCAGGCUUGGGCACAACACGCCCCCGGUUUCAUCUCGUUCGUCAGAUGUUUGAGUGAGCGGGCAUGUGUAAGAAAAGUAUAUCAUACGAGCGGGAGAGAAGCGGCCCAUCUAUCAUACGUACUUACUUACUUCUCAUUCUUCCGGCCCAGCGCCUUUCUUCCCACUCCACUCACUCACUAGCUACUAUCAUCCCUACCCUGCAUCUGCGAUGAAGACCUUAUCGAUGUUCUCCGCCCGCUCGCUUCUGUGCCUCUUCGCCGCCGUAUCCACGCUCGCCGACGCAGCUGCCAUCACGCUGCCGCGCGCGCCCGCGCUGGCCAAGGACAACGCCUGGAAGCUCUCCGUGGGCUGGAACCAGACCGUGCUGCCCGCGAGCGCGUUUGGCAAGUCUAUCGGCGCGUUCACCGCCCCGCCCCGCCCGAAAGCGAACGCCGCGGUGGUCAAGCCGGCGGCCCAGCUCGCGACUGCGUCGCAGAAGGAAGGCACGCCCGGAGGGGUGUUCAUCUGCUUGAACACGCAGUGGGGCGGCGAGUGCGGGUACGCCGUGCAGCCGUUGAACGAGUGCAUCCUGCUUGCUUCGCCUUGGCUGAAGGGCGUCUCGAGCUUCGGCCCUGACUCGAGUGCUUCGUGCUUCGCUUUCAAUUCGGGUAACUGCGACGUCAAGAACGCGCAGUGGGACUUCCAAUUCCCUGGCGACGACUCCGGCGGGCUCGCGACCACGAACCCGUGGAACGACCGGAUCACCAGCUUCGCCUGCGUGCCUCCGGCCUGAUGAGCAUACUGCGGUCUUUUGGGGUGCUGGUUCGAUUCUUGUUAUCCUCUAUCUUUGUUACCCCGCUUGUUAUUCCCUGGUCGUAUCGUUGCUAUCUGCAAUACACGAAACUCUCUGUAGUGCAGGCGCGGGCGCGAUUGGGUCUAGACCUGCUCAAGAGAAAGA